This is a messenger RNA of Biomphalaria glabrata, 4841 nucleotides long. RefSeq lists its product as uncharacterized. The coding region runs from base 329 to 1204 and encodes 291 amino acids. NCBI's taxonomy places the organism in Eukaryota, Metazoa, Mollusca, Gastropoda, Planorbidae. The transcript has 6 exons. The record is from RefSeq and is a predicted model, not a curated record.
AUGUGAGCAAGGCGAUAGUUGGAUGGUUUUUUUUUUCCUGUUUCCUCCACUGCCUCACCUUGUUAUUUCCCUGAUGCUGGCAUUCCCAUCACCUGGUAAAAUACCUUUCUGACUCACUGCAAGAGAUUAAAAACUUAGCCUACUGACGGUUUUAUCAAGGAAUCCUGUAGACUGGUUAGACUAUUACAGUUUGAUAAGUAUUGAGUCAUAGAGUAUAUUCUCUCUUUGUGUCUUCAAGUCAGAUUCAUCUGUUGGCUGGAUUGACAUAUGAGGCAAGCAUGUAGACUAAUGACGUGACCCAGCAGCAGCAGAAACAACAGCAGCAGCAAUGGUGGCAGCUUCCUUUCAUCGCUCCUACAUCUUCCUAUUGCUCUGGCUGCAGCAAUAUUAUGUGAAUCCAGUACUCGCAAACAAAGAAGUGUAUUUUAACAGCUAUGGGGACUGCUCAAAAAUGGAGCCCUUUGACUUGGAUGACGAGGAGUACACCCUGAAACACAUCGGAGGUACAUUUGCGCACGAGACUUUGGUCUGCAACAUCAGCUUCAAGGCGCCAACAAAAUUUGGAGUUUGUUUGAAGUUUGAAAAGCUUGAAAUCGAAGACUGUAAAGUGCGGAUUAAUAUUUACAGAUUGACCAAACCAAAAGAAAACCUCUGGAGAACAUUUGACUGCCGUCUUGACUCCAUGCCAACACACAUGUGUACAUCUGAACGUGCUGUGAAAAUUCAAGUUAAAAAAUCUGAUCUGAACUCCAACAGAGGAUACAGAUUUGAAAUCGAAGUAGAAAAAAGUGACAAUGUUUCAGACGAAAGUGUUUUAAUAGCAUCUAUUGGAGUCUUUAUCGGCAUCAUUUUGGGAGUAGUCGUUUUUAUUGCCCUUUUAGGCUUAACCAUUGUCUACUGCUGCUGCAAGCGUAGUAACAGACGACAAAAGAGAGCAAGCCCCCUGGCGGAACAACAAACACUAGUACCAACAGCACCACCUUUAGAGUCUUUGUCAAGCCCACCCCAGCUUUAUCCUAAAUUGGAAACACCCUAUAAUCCAGAUUUGCCACCGCCUUACGUCAUGUCAGAUGCGCCCCCGCCUCCUUAUGAAUCGGAGAUCAAUCCACUUUUAAAUCCACAGAAUGACCCAAAGAUAACUUCGCAAUCGUAUCCCCAAACACAAACUAGUGAUGAUGAUCAAACUUUGCCUCUCAAGCAGUGAUUUUGUGACAAAAAUCUAUGUUGCUAAUUAUCUCAGUUUUGAAUGACAGAUUUAACAAAUCUGGACAUACUAACAGCAUUGUAAGUGGUCAAACCAGAAAAACCUUGGAGAGUCUUAUGCUUAGAAGUCAAGGGUCACUAUAUGAUCCAAUUUAGCAUUUUAAGCAGGAAAAAAAGAAGUCUACUAUCAAGGCAUUGAACUCUGACACUGAAAACUGUUUCACCUGAAAGAAACAGAUAUAAUUCCAAGAAAUGUUUUAUUUUGAUUUUUACUGACUCUUGUGUCCAUUUUGAACUUUGUACAUGAUCAACAGUUCUCUAAAUGUUGUGAAUUUCUGUUUUCAUAUUUAUGUUACAGUAUUUUAUUCAAUAAAUUGUGAUGCUUAUAUUUGGUGACAUUUUACAAAACAAUAUUUUAAUUAAUUCAAAUGGGAAUUGUGCAAUUUUUAUACAUCAUAUAUUUUUACACAUUUUUCUUUAACUUAAUGAUUAUAUUAAAAUUUUAAUUGGUUUGAUCUUCUAUAUACAUUUAGAUAGCAAUAAAAUAGAAAAUUCAAUUUCAGCUUUGGAUUUGUCACUAUUGUAACUUAUUUCUUUUAAUUACAUAGUUUUGAAUGUUUUAAAUUGUGUUUCUUCCCAUCUGUAAUUGAGACAAAUGAUAUACAAUGGUCUGCCAUCUUUGAAGUCUUUUUUUUUCUUUGUCAUUUACCAGAAAAAAAAAUGAUCUCAAAAUAGCUGGCAGCAAAUUUUUAUAUUACUGGGUACAAUUUGAAAAAACAACAACAUUAAUCCUAUUCUUUUAUAGUUAACUGACAGGUAAAAUAUGAAAUAUAUUGAUUUGCAAGUUUGAAAAACUUAUUUUCAAGAGGAGAAAAGUGUAUAUAGAAUCUUAUUAUGUGAUUUCUUUAAAAAAAAAUUUUAGUUUUUUGGGGUUUUUUUUCCUCUUAAAACUAUUAGAAUAAACUGCGUGUGUGUUGUAAUUUUAAGCUCUCAAAAUGGCUGUGACAUGUAUAUGACAUAUAUAUUUAUGAAAAGAAGAACAAAAAAUAAUAUGAAUAUUUGUGUUAUAAGUUAUAAUAUUUAGAAGGAAAGUUGUCACUUUUCUUCUGUAUAAUUCUUGCUGUAAGAACUGAUUGAUGUAUUUCAAUAUAUCAAAAUAUUUUUUUGUGUUGUUAUUUUAUUCUCAAUCUAUUGAAGCAUUGAGCUGGUAGAAACAAAUCUAUAUGUAAAUAACUUUUUUUUGAAGUGUACAAUUGAAAUAUAUUUUUAAAUAUACAAUUUUUUUUUUUUUAAAGAAAUUGUAAGUUUUUGUAUCGUGUUUAAAGUUUAAUUAGUUUUAAGAUAGGGAUAAAAAAAUUUUAACCAAUUUGUUUUAACAGCGAUAACAGCGACCUCCCUUUUAAAAGAAAAAGUUGUUUUUUUUUUGUUAUUUACAGGUUGAUAUAAUUAUCUCUUGAUUUCUUUAUGACACCAUUAUUAAACUUAAGAGUAUGAGUUUGAGUUUUUUGGCACAUCGGCACACUUUAGGCCAUGUCGUGCCCACUAAACUUAAGAAUAUUUGUUGCUUAGUAUUAGAUCUUGUAAAAAAAAAUUAAAAACAUAUCAAAUUCAAAUCUGCUAUUGACGUCAAAGUAAGCUGUAAAAACUUUUUUCUAUUUAUAAUGCUAAAUGAAUAUGAAGUUCUAGUCUAACUAUAAAUGUAUCAUUCUCUUGAAUCUAGUUACUUCACAAACUAUGUAUUAGUUUUCAAACAGUAAUUGACUAUCUCCUUACAACAAUGGAAUAAAUGAAAUGGUUGACAAAUGAGAUGUUGGAGGAAGAAGAACAAACUAUUUAAAAAAUGUUUCACUUGAACAACAAUUGAGGUGGUGUGAAAUAGAGAGAAGCACUUGAAUUGUAUUUUUAAAUUCCUUUGAAUAUAAAGCUUAGAACUUUAUAUUUUGGGAUGUGUAACUGGCUGAGUGUUAUAAACUGCUUAACUACCUAGCUGAGGAGUUGUGAGGGUGGGCUUGAGUUUGAAUCCCAAUGUAGACAAAUUUGAAACAGAGUUGUGUUUGCUGGGCGCCUAAAUGGAAAACAUCUGCCAUGUGGCUUGCCUGGUCAUGUGGUCUUUGUGCUUAUGGAGUGUUGUCACGAUGGUCCUGGGUUUGAACCUUGGCUGCCACCAUCCAAUGACGUCCUGAGGGAGCUCUGGGCUAGGAUGUAACAACUUCAAUUCUGAAGAAACAUCAGAAACAUGUCAAACAAAACUUUCCACACAUGUUCAUGAAAGAGGACCAGAGCCUUAAAAACAUGCCAUAUAAAUAAUAUUAAUAUUAUGAUUUGGUUAUAAAAUGUACAGUUAACCCUAUGACCUUAAAGAAAAAUACAAGCUUCUACUUUUUGAUCUAGCAAGCUUUAUUAUAAUCUUUUUAAAAAAGAAGAUAAUUAAUUGAAACUUAGAUACACUGUUUUGUCAUUUCAAUAUUUUAAAAGCCUAUUCUGUCUUUCCUCUAUUGUUAGAUAAUGAAACAGAAAGAAUAAUACCUGAAUCUAAAUUAGAAAUAUAAUCAAACAAUUAGCCUACACUAUAUUUUAUGCUUAAUUUCUUUUUUGCUCUUAUAUAUUUUCUGAUGUUUGUUCAGCCUAAGAGUGUCUAUAAUACAGCUUAAGCUGGAGACAUCUAUUUUUAGAAUAUUUUUAGUUGUUUAAAUAUACAAAUGUUAUUAACAAUCAGAUUUUUUUUUUAUAUACAUAGAUCUGUUUGAGGAACUGGUACAGCCAUAAAAGUUAUAAAUACAUUGUAAAGAAUUUUGAUUAUGAUUAUUUUUGUUUUAUUUUUCCCCCAUCAGAUAUAGAUCUAGAUUUAGUGUUUUAUAGAAAAUUAUAAUUGUUGCAUAUUGACUGACUAAACCAGUAGUUUUCUGUUGUAAGUUACAGCAGUUGAAAAUGUGGUCCAACAAUUAACAAUAAGUCAGCAUCAAGUCCAAAUGUAACCAGCUCUGAAAGCCUAAGGUUGGACAUGACUAGCAAGUUCUUGUGUACAUUGAAUGAUAUCAUGCUCAUUGAAAGAUAAGCUUCUGUUUCUACAUCAUCUCCUCUUGCCCAUAGAUUAGCAUGCAAUUCAUUUAACCACUGCCAGGUAUUUACCUAACACUGAUAGAAACUAUAAUUUAAUAGAAAACAGUCAAUCUGUUUCCCAGGCCUGAAUAGAUCCUCCACGAACUACUGGAAUAAUUAACUAUUAGACCACCAUGUGAACUAAUCUCUCUAAAAAAAAUAAACAAAGAGUUCCGACAAAUAUUCAGAGUAUGCAAAGUGUUCCGUUGGAGAAAAAGUUCUAUUCAAAGAACUAUUUGUAAAUGCAGACUAUAAUCUUUGUGCUUAUUAGAAGGAUGGUGCAGAGUGAGGGAGAGACAGGGUUGGAAUACCCAGAAAUGAACUUAAAUUGUAUUAGAAAGAGGAUAGACAGUUAAGAGAAAUGAAAUGCAGUGCAAUUAAAAUGCAAUGUUUGACCAAAAAUCUAUUUUUAGCUAUCAAAGUAUGGUGCUUAAUGUUAUCCUGACUUUUAAGAAAUAAAGUAUUGUUUAUAUUUAUGAAUGGAACCAAUGUCAUACAUGUCUAUUAGAAUUCAUGAAUAUUAAAAGUUACAUGACAAA